CACGUGCGUCCUUCUCCAGCAGAAUAACAGAGAAAAAACACCGUAAGAGACGAGACGCGCACGAGAAGCAGCCUCACGUUCAUCUUACUGACAAACUCCAGGAAACAUCAUGACCACCGCUGACAGGCUGCUGGAGCAGAUGUUCUCCUGGAUCGACCAGAGGAGUCUCUGUGCGGACCAACUGGUCAAACUGGCCCGGGAGCUCGAGUCCCUCAGGAAGAAAUGCAAAGCUGGUGAAGUUGUGGGCAGCUCGGUGGCUGUGGUGGGGGCUGCGUGUGUGAUCGGCGCCGGCGUCACCCUCCUCACCGGCGGAGCAGCUGCUCCAUUUUUAGGUUUGUUGGGAACAACAUAUUUAGGAGCUGGUGCCGUCGUCUCUGUGGCCACGAAACUCAUCGAGCACUUCCUGUCCAGCAGCACCAUGAAGGAUGCACAGGAAAUCGAAGAGAAAAGCAACCAAUUAGCAGAAGACAUUCAGCGACUGUUCAAGAAACUAAAGUCAGAGAAGAAGAAGGCGAACAAAUUCGCCGACCCAGACGAUUUGGACAAACACAUCCUGACGGACAUCCUGAGAGCUGUGGCAAAACGAAGUGGAGUGAAGAUGAACAUCAACUUCAGAAUGAUCGCCGACGAUCCGAAUUGGUCUGUUGGUGGAGGACAACAUGUCACAAGGUUCAGUCCCGGCCUCAACCUUCCGAUUCUGGAGAGCGUCACUGGAGUUUUAGGGUUUUUCACGCUCUCGUCUAUCGGGAACCAAUCUAAGUUUCUAUUUGAUAAAGGAAGUCAGCAGCUGAUCAAGAAAAUAUCUGUGACUGGAAUGAAAACAGUGCUCAAAGGAGGCGGCAUGCUGGUGGGAGGAGCUAUUGGAAUGGCGUUUGCGCUUAAUGAGGCGAUCGACAGCUGGACAGAUCUGAUCAAGAACAACAACGUGACUGAAGCCAGCCAAUCCCUGCGAGACACAGCCGAAGCAAUCCGAAAGAUCUCACAGGCCCUGAAGGAUCAGUUUAAAGAUAUGAAGCAGAUGCUCGAGAAGAUGGAAGAAGAACAGUGCGAGCAGGCGAAGGUUAAACGCAUUAUUGAAAACCCAUACAGAAGCGCUGUAGACGAGAGAGAAUUAUUAAGGUAUGCCAUGAAUAGAUCCCCGAACAAAGAGGUGCAAGAAUGGCUGAGGGAGAAUCCAGGGACGGAGACUUUCAUCAAACUUGUGGAUUUGUUUCGAUUAAUGAAAAAUCAAAUCCUCGAGAAGUCAAAGAAGGACGAGUCUAAUUACGAAGAUACUGAAGUGGACAUCAUCUUUCUGGCUCACGGAUCGAUCACACAACCCAUGAUUCCAGCUUCCUGUCUCCGGCCCUGUUCCAACAUCCAAGACGUGCUCCUGUAUUCCCCCUGGAACUGUCUCCUCAAUGCUGAUGCAGCCUACGGCAUCGCUACAGGACUCAUGCAGCCUGGGCACAGAAACUUUAUCUGUGUUUCAGGAAGAGGCUGUAAAUGUUAUGAAAGACACUGGCCCGUGAAACUGCCACCUGGCUGGAACUCAAUGGAGAAAGCAGGACAGAUUCCCAACAUCAUGGUCAGUACUAUCACGGAUCCAGCAGAUCGUGCAUGGACGACUUUUGUCGAUCUAACAGAAACAUAUGGUUCACCAAAGAAAGGCCGCAUCGUUGUCCCGUUCAUCCUUGGUGGUUGGGCAGUAACCGUCCCGUUCUUCAUCGUCACCUGGGUCAUGUCUCUGGUGCUGUUUAUCUUCCAGAUCAAAGCCACCGUCCAUCUCGCCGCCUGUCUUGGUCAUGGAUCUACCUGCUGGAAGCUGCCCAGACACCUCCUGGAGAAUCAGUACUCCUACACUGUCGACAACACCGUGAUGACAGUGCAGCCCAUUCCGCCCAUCACCCACCCCUACCUGUACAGGAACCUACAGGCCAUAUUUGAUUAGACGGACAAAACUUCCACAUGUUCUGGAGAUGACAAGUUCUGUUCCAGAGAAAGUUUUGUCCAUGCCUCAAGCUGAACUGAGAGAUGAUUUCCAGUACCCGGAAUCGUGUUCACGAUCUACGAUCACUUUGAGAACUUCACAGUCGAUUAUUUUCCCCCCUCGACACAGAUGAGUUAUGAACGUUAGAAAUCAUAUUUACUGUGAUCUAACCCUGAAGUAGGGCGGCUGUGGCUGAGGGGUCGAGUGGUCGUCCUCCAACCAGAUGGUCGGCUGAUUGGAUCAAAUGUAAUAUGAUGAUGAUGAGUUGGGGUGUCUGACAUGGUCGCACCUGUAUUGGAAAAUUGUAUAAUCAUACUAUACUAUGUAUUAUGCAUGCUUAUGUAACCACACUUAUCUGUGCUUAUGCAUAUCACGUGUGACAGUUGUCUGUUGGUGACUCACUAGCUGCUGGUCUCUGGGAAUCCGGACAUCGGAGCCACUAAUCACUUUGCUGUCUCCUCCAGUCUUAUCUUCGGGGGUGUACUUCGCAUUUUCACACACACACAAUUUGCCUCAUACGCAAACACAUCACCUAAUAAACGUACACUUGAAAGACAAUCAGGGUUUUUAUGUCAGAAAAUGAUUUCCUCCACACACCUGAGCAACAGGUCCCUGGUUCAAUUCCCGACUGGACGGACCAGCGUUUCAUUUCUCUGACCUCAGUCAAGUAAACACAACAGCCAAUGCUAGGAUCACCUCCAGCAACCAACUCUGUGUCCCUGUGACCUUUGACCACUGAGACUCAUCAGUUCAUCCGAGUCUAAAUGUACAUUUGUACCAAAUUUGAAAGGAUUUUCUGAUCUCCUGCCCAAAAGAAAUAAUGGAAAGUAUGUACACGUACACGGUAAUCUGAUUACUUUCUGGCACGCAGACCCUGAUGUAUUUGUUUCCAAGCUGAACUGGUCCAACCUCUGAAGGAGCUGAACAUGAUCAGACACCUGCACGAUGAAGAGGUGAGGAAGACGUGUUUGUCACAUGUUCACGUGUCACACGGACUCAAACACCUCUGAAACUCAAAAGCAGAAUGGGAACACUGUCCGUACCCUGAACUAUCAAUAAUCACUUAUAUUGUUAUACAAUUUAAUAAUGAUCAAUUAUGAAAUCUGUUCAACCCAUGAAAGCUGAUAAUAAACAUGAAACUAAAACCAUGAA
Molecule: messenger RNA, 3121 nt
Organism: Limanda limanda (common dab)
Lineage: Eukaryota; Metazoa; Chordata; Actinopteri; Pleuronectiformes; Pleuronectidae
Exons: 4
Coding region: 110-1930 (606 amino acids)
Source: RefSeq, a predicted model, not a curated record